Molecule: messenger RNA, 5016 nt
Organism: Hippoglossus stenolepis (Pacific halibut)
Lineage: Eukaryota; Metazoa; Chordata; Actinopteri; Pleuronectiformes; Pleuronectidae
Gene: nampt1
Product: nicotinamide phosphoribosyltransferase 1
Exons: 11
Coding region: 127-1602 (491 amino acids)
Biological process (GO): NAD+ biosynthetic process
Molecular function (GO): nicotinamide phosphoribosyltransferase activity
Source: RefSeq, a predicted model, not a curated record
CUCUUCCCCCGCCCGGUUGCCUCCGCUCGUCCUUCCCCCUGACGAGCGACUCUUCUGGGGCUGGAGUCUCCGGCGCUACACCGCACACUGACAGCUGCGACUGACUCACCACCGCAGGGGGAAAAGAUGGAGCACAGAGACAACGGCUUCAACAUCUUGCUGGCCACCGACUCCUACAAGGUAACGCAUUACAAACAGUACCCUCCCAACACGAGUAAAGUGUACUCCUACUUCGAGUGCCGUGAGACGAGGACGGACCCCACCAAGAGCAGAAAAGUCAAAUAUGACAAAACCGUCUUCUACGGCCUACAGUACAUCCUCUUUAAAUACCUGAAAGGAAAGGUUGUGACUCCGGCGAAGAUCCAGGAGGCGAAGGAGGUUUACAGAGAACACUUCCAGGAUGAUGUUUUCAAUGAGAAAGGCUGGACUUACAUUUUGGAGAAAUACAAUGGACACCUGCCCAUUGAAAUCAAGGCGGUUCCCGAGGGCAGUGUCAUUCCCAGAGGCAACGUUUUGUUCACCGUGGAGAGCACAGAUCCUGAGUGCUACUGGCUCACUAACUGGGUGGAGACAAUCCUGGUUCAGAUCUGGUAUCCCAUCACUGUGGCAACCAACUCCAGAGAGCAGAAGAAGAUCCUGGCCAAGUACCUCUUAGAGACUUCUGGGAACUUAGAGAAACUCGAGUAUAAACUACAUGACUUCGGCUACAGGGGCGUCUCAUCCCAAGAGACUGCAGGCAUUGGGGCCUCCGCCCAUCUGGUCAACUUCAAGGGCACAGACACGGUCGCGGGCAUCGGAGUCAUUAAGAAGUUCUACGGGACCAAGGACCCCGUGCCAGGCUUCUCAGUGCCUGCUGCAGAACACAGCACCAUCACAGCGUGGGGAAAGGACCAUGAAAAAGAUGCCUUUGAGCACAUCAUCACGCAGUUUCCCAACGUGCCCGUAUCCAUCGUCAGCGACAGCUAUGACAUCUACAAUGCCUGCGAGAAGAUCUGGGGAGAAGACCUGCGGAGUCUGAUAGUGAAGCGCAGCGCGGAUGCUCCGUUGGUUGUUCGACCAGACUCAGGAAACCCACUCGAUACAGUUCUGAAGGUUUUGGAGAUCCUGGGUAAAAAGUUCCCCCCAACGGAGAACUCCAAAGGUUUUAAGGUUCUCCCUCCUUACAUCAGAGUCAUACAAGGAGACGGAGUUGACAUCAACACACUGCAAGAGAUCGUUGAGGGUAUGAAGCAGCACAUGUGGUCCAUCGAGAACAUCGCCUUCGGCUCCGGAGGGGCUCUGCUGCAGAAACUGACCAGAGAUCUGCUCAACUGCUCCUUCAAAUGCAGCUACGUGGUCACCAAUGGACUCGGGGUGAACGUGUUCAAGGAUCCAGUGGCAGACCCCAACAAGAGGUCAAAGAAAGGUCGUCUGUCUCUACACCGGACGCAGAGCGGAGACUUUGUCACCCUGGAGGAGGGCAAGGGCGACCUGGAGGAGUACGGCGUGGACCUGCUGCACACAGUCUUCCAGAACGGGAAAAUUGUGAAGACGUACACAUUCGAUGAAGUCAGAGACAAUGCUAAGCUCAAGGAGAAGGAGCUUGAAGAGCUGCUGUACUGAACAGCACCUCUAAGCCCCAACACUAAACCCAAUACAACCCCACCCCAUCCAACCCCCACACUCCCAAAGCCCAAGAACCCCCUGAAACGUUCCUAACAACCCCCUGAAAAAUUCGAGGAACUUAACCCCUUUGUUCUGAAAAUGCUGUCGGUUGGUGGGGUUUGUCAAAUUCUUGAUUAGCGGCAAACCCCCGUAUUUGUGUGAGAUGGUAAAACCGAGAAAGAGGAAAAUGUGUGCGAGGUACAGUAAGCGAUCCGAUUUCAAUGACAAGCCGCGAGUUCACGUCUCCAUGCGGCUGCUGCCGUACAGAUUGUGAGGAGGCCGCUGAUAACGUGUCGGCAGACUUUUCCUUGUGUCGACACGAAAGCCAAUAAAAUAAGAUUGUAGUUUUCUUUUUGAAAUGAGCAGCUGCAUGAGCGGUGAACGCACGGCGAGCCAAGUUUUAGAAUGUUCGUGACUGAAAAAAUAAAUCCACACCCACAUCAAUGACCUUGUCCCGUGUAUAGAAUUAUUUAGGAAAGAAAUCCAUGUCUGAAUCUACUUAGCUUUGUCUUUAAUGUGAAGGAUGCAGAGGAUGAUCAUGAAAUAUAAUGGUGCACCUUUAACACCAACCGACAACAGCUAACCGAUCACUUAAGCCUGGGCCACACUGAGUGCGUGUGCGGCGCUGUGUCGCUGUUGAGAGUCGGCUGCAGAGCUGCUACGCGGGGUCUCUGAUGUGACUACUGUAUUUCCUCGAAUAAGAGUACCCCACACGCGCACACCCCCUCAGGCAUCCAGUGUGGCCCGAGUGUUAGACUGUACGGAUGAUGAAGGAAUCCACCUUCCCGCUUUUCUUGCUUUUAAAUCAACAUUUGUGGCCAAAUUUCCAAAAUACCAAGAAAAGUAUUACAAGAGUGAUUUGUUCCCUUUAGUCUGCCUCAUAAAAUGUUCCUGGUGCAUGUCCACAGUUAUAUAAAUGAUCAUCUGCUGCCCCUCAGUGCAUUCACAUCACGAAGGCUCAAAUCCAUUUUAGUGGAAAAAUCCCGACUCCUCAGUAAGGCAACCUCGAAGUGAAGCUCUCGAAUUUCAGAUGCAAAUGUGUAACCAAUGGCUUAAAUGGCUCCAAACUAAUCAGAGACAAAAUCUAGAAAAGUCCUGCCGACGGCCCAAAUCUCUACAAACACAAAGAUUGAAUUUUCAAUAACCAAGAAGAGCGAAACCUUUCGGGUUGGGGGUCUUCAUGAUGCUGAAUGCUUUUGAAGUCUUUACUGUAUAAGACUAAGAGCCGAUGUGUGAGAAAAAGAAACUUGCAUUGCAGAAAUCGUCUUCACUGGAAUGAAGAGGAUUUAUCUAUGUGUUUAUUGAAGAUUACAUAUGUGGCGCCUCCUGGGGUGAAAUGUGUGUUAAAUGUUGGCUCUGAUAUGUGUGUGUGAUUGGAUAUCUGUGUGUGCGUGUGUGUGUACUUUCUUCCUUUAAAGGAUAGUGUAGUAUUCCUUUAUGCAAAUGUACUCAUUGAACAGGCGAGCAGAGGACACUCUUCCUUUUACUUUGCCCGUCUUUUAUUUUGAAAGGAAGCACAGCGUUGUGACAAACGAGUAGUGGGUGUGUUUGUUUGUUUUUUCUUCGUGUUAAUACAAAACCAAACCAGAGGCAGAAAAGUGAGACUCACAAUGACAUGUACCAGCAGUGCGUUGGCAGUUGUUGGAGCAGAGUUGCUGAUAAUCACAAUUAACUCUAGAAAAACGAACAGAGAUAUUCGUGGGGCCGUGUGGAUGUGCACAGCCACGCCACUUUAACUCCUGUUUGUUCGCGAAUGCCUUUAUUUUGGAGUUUCCUCUUCAGUGCACCUCCGUGGAGCGUCACUCCAGUUUCCAGGUGUGUUUAGUCACGUCACUGAGUCAGCCCCUUUUGAGACUGAAAGGAUGUUUCUGUCGCGGAGCUUGGAGGGGUUUUAAACAGAGCGAGGAGCUGGUGACAUCACAAGAUACUCGUGUUUUUCUUUAAGGCAAAUCUGAGGCUGUGGUUUGAGGAAAUAAAAAAGGCGGCAAAUAAUGCAUCACUUGUGGUUUGAGGGACGUCAGCGUCGACUUGGGUCCAGGCUGAAAUAUCUCACCAGCUACUGGAUGAAGUGGCAAGAAGGUUUAUUCCUUCAUGUUACCCAGAGGAUGAAUCCUGUCGACACUGGUCAUCCUCAGAUUUUCCAUCAAGCUCUACCAGGAGGUUUUGAGUGAAACAUCACAACAGGUGUUUGGUGAAUUGUCUUGAGAUUUGGCACUGGCGUUCAUGUGAAUGGUGGCCAUUUAAGAUUUAAUUUAGUGCCAACAUAAGUUUAUUACCAUAUACCCACAAAACUAAUGAAGUUCCCAUUGCGCUUUUUUGUUGAGUGUUAACCAUAGUCUGUAUAUAUUGAUGGAUGACGUGUCCCCACUUCCUCCCACCAUCCAGAAAUUUAGCCAAAAUAUUAGACAAUUAUUACCGUCAAUAAUGAUGUUUGUCCCUGUUUAUUUAGCAUCAAAUAGUGGAUACAAAGUAACAGUUGCACGUGCAGCAUCCGCAUGUUAAUGGAGCAGCUAGCAUAGCCGUAGCACACGUGAGAGUUUCCUUGAUUCUUUUUCCCCCAUGGACACUGACACUGUUCGGGUUCUAUAAUCUUUAGCUCGGACCCGGAAGGAACCUGUGAUGUCACCGACUCCCGCCUCUCGCUGCCGCCUCAGACCAACAUGCUCAAAUUCAGACAAGCUGGUAAACGCCACCGUUCCAGUUAUUUUAUUUUGUUUAUAUUUUAACUUUCCACAGCUGUUAUCUGUCGAACCCUUUCGUUAUCCAGUUGUCCAUUUCUUUUUCAACAACGGGGUGUGUUUCAGUAAAACCUUGGUUUUACUAUUUUGAUACUGUCUCGGUUCUUACCUCAAGAAAAUUUUUAUUUUAUACGACAAAAGGAGAAAAACACAUGCUCGACCAAUGGCAGACAACAUCCUACUUAACAAACAAUGUGGCCAUACUGUCUUCUCGCGUGUACAUACAACAACAGCUAGAUGGACUGAAAGCAGAGAGGAGAGGUUAGCGAGACGACCUCACCAGAUAAUAUUAUUGUUAUAUUAUUAUUUUUGUCUGAAUGGCCAUUUUUGUACCAACGGAAAAUGUUCAAAACUGCUCAACUGAACUGGCAGUGUGACUGUUGAUUUUGUGACUGUAAAGCUAAUGGCUUCUGCGAGUGUGUGUGUGUGUGUGUGUCGUCCUGUGUGAAUGCCUCGUGUAACAGAUGAAAAAGUGUUUGUGAAAACUUUUCUUUACGUUGUUGUUGUUGUUUCACUUGUAUGUAUAUGUUGGUUGUCCCAAAUUCUCUCCCAACACAACUGAUAUUUUAACUAACAUAAGUUGCUUUAUUGUCAACGAUACACUGAUUAAAGAUGCCACCCUCUCAGUUUGAAA